UCAGACAGGAAACCCUCAAAGAAGCGGGCUCCCAAGGCCGUGAGUACAUCAGGCAACCAUGGAGCCCAGCGCAACUGGAAAGAGCAGGCCAGGGGCAGCUCAAGGGGCAGCCCAAGGCCUGGGUCUCCCAGGAGGAAACAGACAGGGCAAAGGAGACGCCAAGAGGAGUUGAGAGAAAAGAACCAGAGCCCAGCAGAGAGGACCUGCGAGGGGAGGAGGAAGAGAGAUGGCAAGGCUUCCUUCAAGGAGCAGAGAGUACCCCCACAGAAGGAAAAGGAGCUCCCAGAGAAGGAGGAGAUAUGGAAGCGCCUAAAGAAACACAGGUCAUCCUCCUUGGCCUCCAGUGCCUCUGGUGCGGAGUCUCUGUCUGAGGAGGAACUGGCCUGGAUCCUGGAACAAGUGGAAGAAAAGAAGAAGCUCAUUGCCACCAUGAGAAAUAAGCCGUGGCCUAUGGCAAAGAAGCUGACAGAGCUCAGGGAGGCUCAAGAAUUUGUGGAGAAGUAUGAAGGAGCCUUGGGAAAGGGGAAAGGCAAGAGACUCUACGCCUAUAGGAUGCUGAUGGCCAAGAAAUGGGUCAAGUUUAAGAGAGAUUUUGAUAAUUUCAAGACUCAGUGCAUUCCAUGGGAGAUGAAGAUCAAGGAUAUUGAAAGUCACUUUGGUUCUUCAGUGGCAUCAUAUUUCAUCUUUCUCCGAUGGAUGUAUGGAGUUAACCUUGUACUUUUUGGCUUAAUAUUUGGUCUAGUCAUAAUCCCAGAGGUACUGAUGGGCAUGCCCUAUGGAAGUAUACCCAGAAAGACGGUGCCUCGGGCUGAGGAAGAAAAAGCAAUGGAUUUUUCAGUCCUUUGGGAUUUUGAGGGAUACAUGAAAUACUCUGCUCUCUUCUACGGCUACUACAAUGACCAGAGGACCAUUGGGUGGCUGAGGUACCGGUUGCCAAUGGCUUACUUUAUGGUGGGGGUCAGCGUGUUUGGCUACAGCCUGAUGAUUGUCAUUAGAUCUAUGGCCAGCAAUACCCAAGGGAGCACAAGCGAAGGCGAGAAUGACAACUUCACAUUCAGCUUCAAGAUGUUCACCAGCUGGGACUACUUGAUCGGAAAUUCAGAGACAGCAGACAACAAGUAUGUCUCCAUCACCACCAGCUUCAAGGAAUCAAUAGUGGAUGAACAAGAGAGUAACAAAGAAGAAAACAUCCAUCUAACAAGAUUUCUCCGUGUCCUGGCCAACUUUCUCAUCAUCUGCUGUUUGUGUGGAAGUGGGUACCUCAUUUACUUUGUGGUGAAGCGAUCCCAGGAAUUCUCCAAAAUGCAAAGUGUCAGCUGGUAUGAAAGGAAUGAGGUAGAGAUUGUGAUGUCUCUGCUCGGGAUGUUCUGCCCACCGCUCUUUGAAACCAUUGCAGCCCUGGAGAACUACCACCCACGCAUUGGACUCAAGUGGCAGCUGGGGCGCAUCUUUGCGCUCUUCUUGGGGAACCUCUACACAUUUCUCUUGGCCCUGAUGGAUGAUGUCCACCUCAAGGAGUUUAUGAGGCUGACAGUGUCUGACAUGAUGGUAACGUACAUCACCAUCCUGCUGGGGGACUUCCUACGGGCAUGUUUUGUCCGAUUCAUGAACUACUGCUGGUGCUGGGACUUGGAGGCUGGAUUUCCCUCAUAUGCUGAGUUUGAUAUUAGUGGAAAUGUACUGGGUUUGAUCUUCAAUCAAGGAAUGAUCUGGAUGGGCUCCUUCUAUGCCCCAGGACUGGUGGGCAUUAACGUGCUGCGCCUGCUGACCUCCAUGUACUUCCAGUGCUGGGCGGUGAUGAGCAGCAACGUUCCCCAUGAGCGUGUGUUCAAAGCCUCCCGAUCCAACAACUUCUACAUGGGCCUCCUGCUGCUGGUGCUCUUCCUCAGCCUCCUGCCCGUAGCCUACACCAUCAUGUCCCUCCCGCCCUCCUUCGACUGUGGACCAUUCAGUGGGAAAAACAGAAUGUACGAUGUCAUCCAAGAGACCAUUGAAACUGAUUUCCCAACCUUCCUAGGAAAGAUCUUUGCUUUUCUUGCCAAUCCAGGCCUGAUCAUUCCAGCCAUCCUGCUGAUGUUCCUGGCCAUCUACUAUUUGAACUCAGUUUCUAAAAGCCUUGCUCGAGCUAAUGCCCAGCUGAGGAAGAAAAUCCAAGCGCUCCGUGAAGUUGAGAAGAGCCACAAGUCUGUCAAAGGCAAGGAUACAGUCAAAGAUUCAGAGGACACAUUUAAAGGAAACUCCAAAAAUGCCACCCAGCUCCAACUCACCAAAGAAGAAACCACAUCUCACUCUGCCAGCCAAAGCCAGACCCUGGAUAAGAAGGCACAGGGCCUUGGAACCUCCAGUUCUACUGACAGGAUUGUGCUGUCUGCCACCAAGAAUGUCCUUGUACCUCAGCCCCCUGGAAUCAGACCAGAUUCUGGCCAACCCCAGCCUCAGACUCAUCCUUGGAGGUCAGCUUCCAGAAAGAGUGCACAGAGACCACCCCCCUGA
Messenger RNA from Orycteropus afer afer, 2493 nucleotides. RefSeq names its product transmembrane channel like 2 (gene TMC2). Gene Ontology annotation, cellular component: plasma membrane. The record is from RefSeq and is a predicted model, not a curated record. Gene Ontology annotation, molecular function: mechanosensitive monoatomic ion channel activity. Gene Ontology annotation, biological process: vestibular reflex; detection of mechanical stimulus involved in sensory perception of sound. NCBI's taxonomy places the organism in Eukaryota, Metazoa, Chordata, Mammalia, Tubulidentata, Orycteropodidae.